Fusarium coffeatum is the source of this 894-nucleotide messenger RNA. RefSeq lists its product as uncharacterized. Lineage: Eukaryota; Fungi; Ascomycota; Sordariomycetes; Hypocreales; Nectriaceae. Bases 1 to 894 code for a protein of 297 amino acids. Gene Ontology annotation, molecular function: protein binding. The transcript has a single exon. The record is from RefSeq and is a predicted model, not a curated record.
AUGCAAGAGCCAAAAUGCUUAUAUCUCAUGAAGCAGACUCCUUACGGGCAUGGUCUCUUCGCUACUGAACUUAUCAAACCCGGCACGCUCAUCAUUCGCGAAAAGCCGGUUCUGACUGUUUCACAGUCCGAAGCAAAAGCAAAAACGGAGUACAGAUGCGUUAUCGAUCAAGUAUCCCGGUUACCUCCUGUUGAUCAACACAGGCUUAUGGGCUUGUAUCACAAUCCGAAGAAAUUCCGAGAGUUUUCUUUCUUGAAGGAUCAACUAUGUCCCGGCACGGACCUUGAUUGCUGUCUUGUCCUGGCUAAGUUUUACACCAACGCUGCGAGUAUCACGGCCGGAGGUCUAGAAUGUGGCUUGUUUACCGAGUUCUGUCGUAUGAACCACUCAUGCACACCAAAUAUCUGUUGGGUAUACGAUGAGCCGUCGGGAAUGAUGGAAGUCUACGCUGUGAGAGAUAUUGCCGCGGGCGAAGAGAUUACCAACUCAUACAUCGAAGUCGCAUGUUCAUACCAAGCAAGGAUGAAAGAGCUAUCGAAUUGGGGAUUUACCUGCGAUUGUUCAGCGUGCGAAGGACCUGAGGCUGCGAAACACGAUGAGAGAAGACGAAGAAUUGGUCAGAUCAGAGGUAUACUGGAUAUCUAUCGGGACACCAAGCACGACUUGGAAAAGCCCAGAUUUGCCGAAAUUCCCAAAACAGAUUUGGAAGCUUUGAAGCUUGCUGAGGAGAACGCCGCGUUGCUUCAAGAAGAAGGACUGGUUGAGCAGUUGGGCGUUACAUAUGGCUGGUGUGCAAAGUUUGCAAAAGGAGCUGGAAUGCACGAGCUUGCGGACGAUUAUGACGAGAAGGAAUUUGAGAUACUCGAGAUAACUACAGGAGAGUACGUGGAGUGA